This is a messenger RNA of Zasmidium cellare ATCC 36951, 2625 nucleotides long. RefSeq lists its product as uncharacterized. The transcript has 7 exons. The coding region runs from base 1 to 2625 and encodes 874 amino acids. Gene Ontology annotation, cellular component: cytoplasm; nucleus. The record is from RefSeq and is a predicted model, not a curated record. Gene Ontology annotation, molecular function: small GTPase binding; nuclear import signal receptor activity. Gene Ontology annotation, biological process: protein import into nucleus. Lineage: Eukaryota; Fungi; Ascomycota; Dothideomycetes; Mycosphaerellales; Mycosphaerellaceae.
AUGGAUGUCAACCAGGUCCUCACGGGCACCAUCUCGCCUGACGCUGCCGUACGAUCCGCCGCUGAGCAGCAGCUCUCACAGGCUGCUGAAGCAGACUUCCCCGGUUACCUCAUUACCCUCUCACGUGAGCUCGCCAAUGACCAGGCCGACUCCUCAGUGCGCAUGGCCGCCGGCCUGGCACUCAAGAACUCCUUCUCCGCACGCGACUUUGCCCGUCUCCGCGAAGUGCAGCGGCGAUGGCUCGAACAGAUAGAUCCGCAGGUCAAGCAGGAGGUGAAGGCUCUGUCCUUGCAAACGCUGGGAUCAGCCGACUCGAGAUCAGGACAGUCCGCAGCACAAUUCAUCUCCUCUAUCGCCGCUAUCGAACUCCCACGAGAGCAAUGGCCCGAGCUCAUGCCCACGUUGGUGGAGAACGUGGGCUCAGGCAGCGAUUCCAAGAAGCAAGCAUCUCUCACCACAAUUGGGUUCAUCUGCGAAGCCGACGACACAGACUUGCGCGACAGUCUUGCACAGCACAGCAACGCCAUCCUCACAGCUGUCGUUCAGGGCGCGAGAAAAGAGGAGGCCAACAGCGACAUUCGAAAUGCCGCCAUCACGGCGCUCGGCGACUCGCUCGAGUUUGUUAGGGUCAACUUCGAGAACGAGGGCGAGAGGAACUACAUCAUGCAGGUGAUCUGUGAGGCAACUCAGGCAGAGGACAUGCGCAUCCAGCAGGGCGCUUACGGGUGCUUGAACCGCAUCAUGGGUCUUUACUACGAGAAGAUGAGGUUCUACAUGGAGAAGGCACUCUUUGGCUUGACCAUUCAGGGCAUGAAGAACGACGAAGAGGACGUUGCCAAGCUGGCUGUUGAGUUUUGGUGCACUGUUUGCGAGGAAGAGAUCAGCAUUGAGGACGACAACGCACAGGCCCAGGCCGAGGGCAGCGCCGAAAUGCGACCUUACUUCAACUUCGCUCGCGUUGCCACACAGGAGGUCGUUCCAGUCCUCCUCGAGCUCUUGGCAAAGCAGGACGAAGAUGCAGGAGACGAUGAAUACAACCUCUCGCGUGCCGCAUACCAGUGCGUGCAGCUGUGGGCACAAGCGGUCGGCAGCCAGAUCGUCCCACCAGUCCUCAGCUUCGUUGAGGGCAACCUUCGCAGCGACGACUGGCACUACCGAGACGCCGCUGUAUCCGCGUUUGGCGCGAUCAUGGAGGGUCCAGACGAGAAGGUGCUUGAUCCUCUCGUCAAGCAGGCUCUCCCUGUCCUGAUCAGCAUGAUGAACGACCAGUCGAUCCAGGUCAGAGAUUCUGCUGCCUUUGCUCUUGGACGCAUCUGCGAGGCUGUUUCGGAUUCCAUCGACCCGCAAGAACACCUGCAGCCUCUGAUCUCGGCACUCUUCCAAGGACUUGCCUCGCACCCAAAGAUGGCAAGCUCUUGCUGCUGGGCUCUCAUGAACCUGGCAGACAGGUUUGCAGGCGAGCCAGGCUGCCAUACUAACGCUCUCUCGCAACACUUCCAAGCCAGCGCGCAACACCUGCUCCAGCUUACCGAGUCAACCACUGACAACAUGCUUCGCACUGCUGCCUAUGAAGUCCUCAACGCCUUCGUCACGAACGCAGCCCACGACUCUGUUCAGAUGGUCGCCAGUCUUAGCGACGUCAUUAUCGAGCGUCUCGAGAAGACCCUCCCAAUGGUCUCCCAGGUCGUCUCGGUGGAGGACCGUCUUACGCUCGACGAGAUGCAGACGUCCCUGACGUCGGUCGUCAUGGCGAUCAUCGGGCGUCUUGAGGCAGAGAUCGCACCGCAAGCCGACCGCAUUAUGCAGUUGUUGCUCAAUCUCCUCGGGAACCUACCACCCAAGUCCAGUGUUCCAGACACCGUCUUUGCAACCAUCGGCUCGCUUGCCAACGCGCUCGAAGGCGACUUCGAGAAGUACAUGUCUUCAUUCGAGCCAUUCCUGCUCAAUGCGCUCAACAACCAGGAGGAGCCACAGCUGUGCUCUGUCGCGAUCGGCUUGGUGACUGACAUUGCUCGUGCACUCGAGCAGAAGGUUCAGCCACACUGCGAUGCCUUCAUGAACAGUCUCCUCAACAACUUGAGGAGUCCAACGUUGGGCAACCAAUUCAAGCCUGCUAUUCUGCAGUCGUUCGGCGACAUUGCCCAGUCGAUCGGCGGAGCCUUUGAGUCCUACCUUUCUGUCGUUGCUCAAGUGCUCCAGCAAGCCGCCGGAAUUAGCACACAAGAGAACUCGUCCAACUUCGAGAUGCUCGAUUACAUUGUUUCUCUGCGCGAGGGCAUUAUGGAUGCAUGGAGCGGCAUCGUGAUGGCUCUGAGGAGCUCUGGAAAGCAACAAUUACUCCAGCCUUACGUCGAGUCCAUCUUCCAGCUGUUGCACAGCGUCUAUCAGGACCCCAACCGCACAGAGGCGCUUCUUCGAUCUAGCAUGGGUGUCGUUGGUGAUCUCUCCGAGGCAUUCCCCAACGGCGAGUUCAGCAACCUCUUCCGCCAGGAUUGGCUGACCUCAAUGGCGCGCGAGACCCGUGCGAACAAGGAGUUCCAGCCACGCACCCAAGAGACUGCACGCUGGGCGCGCGAGCAGAUUAAGCGGCAAUCUGCUCUGUCCGGAAACGUGCAGAUGUCUUGA